This is a messenger RNA of Pygocentrus nattereri (red-bellied piranha), 3062 nucleotides long. RefSeq names its product serine/arginine repetitive matrix protein 5. The record is from RefSeq and is a predicted model, not a curated record. Lineage: Eukaryota; Metazoa; Chordata; Actinopteri; Characiformes; Serrasalmidae. Gene Ontology annotation, cellular component: nucleoplasm. Gene Ontology annotation, biological process: positive regulation of DNA-templated transcription; negative regulation of DNA-templated transcription. The transcript has 8 exons. Bases 398 to 2671 code for a protein of 757 amino acids.
UUGCGCAAAACCAACCCAUUCAUUUCGCACUCGCUCGGGAGCGCCCUGGAGCGUCGCUAUUUGAGGGCUUCGCACUUCUUUCACGCCCUUCGUAGUGUACUACAAAGUGCGUGUGGAGCUAUUUGGGAUUCGGCCGCCGUGCGGUCUGCAGGCACACGCUCAUAGUAGGACUACGUUAACGUACAGUUUUGUUGUGGUUUCGGAGCCGACUAGAUGCUUUGUACCUUGAUUGUAAGCUAAAACUGACAUAAGACACGAUGCGGGACUAAUAACCUGCCGUGUGUGUUAGUAAGCAAUGCUUUUGUGGUUGUUGCUUAGCAGUUAGCUCCUCGCUAACUGCCAAGCUAGCUGACCGCACCAGAAAGACAGGCGAAGCGGCUAAGCUAAGGUAGCCGAGAUGUACCGAGGACCGUCUAACCCAGACUACCGCCGGGCUCCUUUACACCAAUCCCCGUACGGUGCUGGACCACCCUUUUCGGACCCGUUUAACAGGCCACCUUUCCCCCCGCCGUACCGCGGAGCCCUUGGUCCGAUUUCAUAUCCGAGCCCGGUCGCCGAGCCUCCACCGGGGCAUCCUCCGUACCGAGGCCCCGGCGCCGAAAGCUUCAGCGGAGCAGUGAGCAGAGACCCGUUUUACGAGGCUGGGCCUCCAAAGCAGUUUCAACACAACCAGCCACCCCAGGGAUGGACAGUCCAACAGACGGACCUGCAGAGCCUGGAAGUGAGGAAAAAAGCUGAAGAGUUUCUCCGAAUCCUGGAAGCCAAAGACAGGCUGGAGCUGUCCGGUCAGUCUGGAGAAAAGAGCACCAGAAGGCAGAGCCAGGACGAUGAGAUCGGAAACCACAGCUCAGAGAAACACUCCUGCACGCGGAGCAAGAGCCGAGCCAGGAGCCGCGCCCGCAGUAAGAGCAGGCACCGCAGCCGAAGUCGCAGUAGGGGGAAGAGCCGUGCCCGGAGCCGCAGUCGAGGAAGAAGCCGAGCAAAGAGCCGGGCGAAGAGUCGAGCUAGGAGCAGGAGCAGGAGCCGGAGCCGAAGCCGAAGCCGUGGAAAAAGUCACACCAGAGCGAAGAGUCGCGCCCGGAGUCGGAGCCACAGCCGCGACAAAAGCGCGAUGAGGAGUAAGAGCCAGCCACGGCUAGACUCCAGUAAAGACUUUCAGUGGAGUGCGAAGGAACAUGGUGGUACCAACAGCAACAGAGUGAGUCCGCCUGACAUCGCAGUGCCAGAUCUGUUCCAGGGCCUGAAGCAGGUUCUGCAGAGCAAGGAGCUGGAGAAGCAUCUGUCUGUGGUUAAAGGCGCCCUCAUGAGGAACCAGAUCCCAGACGAAGCGAGACAAAUUCAAGAAAGCCAGCCUGUGAUGGAAACCUUCCAGAAGUAUUCAGAAUAUCCACAAAAGCUGUAUGAACCUGAAAUCCUCGCUGGCUUUAACCAGAGUGGCCUGCUGCCUCAUGAGCGGGUCGGAGAGGGUGCCAGCUCCUUCCCCUGGAUCUUAUCCUGGGACAAUCCCAGGCUGCAGCCAGAGGUCAAGCCCAUGUUCUCAAGCAUCGAGGAUGAAGAGGAGUUCCUUUACGGAGAGGAAGAAGAAAGGUCCAAACCUCAGGCUGUCACCGUCCCUCUGGCCCAGACCAGACCAGUGCAGUCCCCAGUGGAGACGGUGAUUUCUUCAGCAGAGUCUCCAUAUCUCACCAAGACGCUCCUCUGCCAGAACUCCGCUCUACAGGAGCCUAAAGCUCAAGCCGUGCCCAGCAAACAGCCCUUGUCUACAGACACAGCUAAGGUCACUCCUGAGGACUGUGAGAAGGUGAAGAACCUGCUAAAGACUAUCGGUUUGAACCUUGGCAUGACUGAUAUCAGUAAGAUGGCAGCCAGACUGAAGCAGAAACAGGUGGAGCACAGAGGGACUUCUCCAGCUUCAGGGCUUGCAUUGCUCAAACCAGCCCUGGAAGCUCUGCAGGCUUUGUCUAAAGCACCCAAGUCUGAUGACGGUAGGAGUAAUCGUUCCGGAAGCAGCCAUUCUCACAGGGAAUCUGAACACAGAGAAAAGCGGAGUGACGAAAAGGAGAGGAGGGAGAAACAGAUCCAGAUGAAGAGGAAAGAGUACCUGGUGAAGGAACUAGAGGGGCUGUUGAAGCAGGAGGGUUCAGGUGAUUUGAUCCCAGUAAUAGGUUUCUUUUGCCAGCGAUGUGAGGAGUUCUUUGGGGAUCUGAAUAGCGCGGAGGGCCACAGUGCCUGCCACAAACACAACAACACACAGAAGAAGGCGACGGUGGAUCAUCACGACAGGCAUAAGGACACCAAGAGGCAGGGAGAGCACCAACAAAGACCACCCCCGUCUGACUGCAGAGACAGAGAGAGACCACCCAUCCAGGACAAACGGUCAGCGGCGUCACGCAUCUACCAAGACUUCCGCGAGCGCAGUCCGGAGAGGAAGCGAGCGAAGGAGGAAAAGAGUCCCCACUCAUCUUCAUCUCACGGGACGGAUCACGACAAGACCAAAGCAGAGUCUGAGAAGAAAGAGUGCAAAGAGGAGAGCAGGGACAAAAAUGAGGACAAUGAGUCGCCCAAGAGCGAGAAGAAGAAAAAGAAGAAAGAGAAGAAAAUGAAGAAAAAGGAAAAAAAGAAAGAGAAGAAGAAGAAAAAAGAGAAGGCUGAGAAGGAUGCCGCCAAGUAAUCGAACUGCUGCUCGGCUGCGAUAGGAACACUCGCGUUUUUGAUAAAGAAUGUAGAUUUGUAAUCGGACCUCUGCUGUUUACAAGGAUCAGAUUUGUUUUUUUUCUUUUUCAUGUUACAAAUUCAGAGUUUCAUCCUUUGCUCAGUUAUUUACAAGCUGCCAGUUCACUAUUUUGUUGAAACCUGAUGAAAGCAGAAAAAUCCAUCACGAACCUGAGUGAACGGUUGCUGAUGCCAUAAAUAAAUUGGUCAGUAUGUGGUCAAAGUUUCUACAUAAAUCCCUGAUGGUUUCAUGCUGCUGAGUUUUACGUCCUACAUAGGAGCCUCUUUUGGUUCAGUUCUUGAAGAACCUUUCUUUUCCUUGGCAAAAUAAAUGACCGGUUAAUACAGUA